AUGUACCUUGAUGACGAAUUUGAUACAAAGUAUGACAUGCAAGAUUUCAACACCACUGAUUUAAUCAACUCCUCCACCUUCAUCCUGCUGUGCAUUACUGGCCUCGAAGCGGCCUAUGUCUGGAUCUCCAUCCCCUUCUGUGCCAUGUAUGUCAUAACCAUCUUGGGGAACUUCACCAUCCUGUUUAUUGUGAAGACAGUGCCGAGCCUCCAUGAACCCAUGUACUAUUUCCUCUGCAUGCUGGCUGUCACCGACCUGGUCGCGUCUACAUGUAUCCUGCCCAAAAUCCUCAGUAUCUUCUGGUUCAAUUCCCGGGAGAUUGAUUUCAGUGCCUGCCUCAUCCAGAUGUACUUCAUUCACUGGUUCUCAACGAUGGAGUCUGGGAUCUUCGUGGGCAUGGCUUAUGAUCGCUACAUGGCCAUCUGCCAUCCCCUGAGGCAUUCUACCACCCUAACAAACAACAAUGUGACCAAGAUUGGCCUGGCCAUAGUGCUUCGUAGCACCAUGCUCAUACUGCCUUUUCCCCUGUUGGCCAGGCAGUGGCCAUACAGUAGAACCAACCUCAUCCCCCACAUAUACUGUGACCACAUUGCCGUGGUGAAGCUGGCCUGUGCCGACAACCGCAUCAGUAGUUACUACGGCCUCUCUGAAGCACUGUCUGUGAUUGGCAUGGAUGUGUUUCUUAUCGUCAUGUCCUACAUCCAAAUCCUCAGAGCCAUCUUCCGCCUCCCCACCAAGGACGCCCGGCUCAAGACGUUUGGGACCUGCACCUCCCAUGUCUGUGUCAUCUUAGCCUUUUACAUCCCAAUUGUCUUCUCCGCCCUCACACACCGGUUUGGUCACAAUGUGCCCCUGCAUUUCAUCAUUCUCAUCGCCAGUGUGCAUGUCCUGGUGCCCCCCCUGCUCAACCCGAUCAUCUACGGGGUGAGGACCAGGCAGAUCCGGGACAGAUUUCUUCUAAUCUGUACUUAUAAAGGAUCUUAA
This is a messenger RNA of Pelodiscus sinensis (Chinese soft-shelled turtle), 984 nucleotides long. Its product is annotated as olfactory receptor 52R1-like. Lineage: Eukaryota; Metazoa; Chordata; Testudines; Trionychidae. The record is from RefSeq and is a predicted model, not a curated record. Gene Ontology annotation, cellular component: plasma membrane. Gene Ontology annotation, molecular function: olfactory receptor activity; G protein-coupled receptor activity. Gene Ontology annotation, biological process: G protein-coupled receptor signaling pathway.